AUGCCGUUCGAGAGAAUCAGCAUAGAACGCUACAGCCCGUUUGUUCAUCAAUUUCAGCCACGAAAAGUCGACGAAGUCGCUCACCAAGCCAUAAAAACCUAUUCAGCUGAAUGGAUGACCAUAAAACCGACGGAUGCAUUUAAUUCCGUGGAACGAAUGUACUUUAAGCAAGAUCUCGUAGAAAACUGUAAGAAAAUGAAAACGACUUUGAGAACAGAAGAAAGCUUUCCUAGGCCUCCGACAAAGUCAGUAACUCUGCAGUCGGUGAAGGAAAUGAGCCCUAGAAUGAAGAUUUCUUGGGAUAGACCGAAGCUUUUAUACUCCCUUAUUGCCCCGCCAAAGCUCAAAACAGAAGCAGAAGAAUAUGAGUCGCGAGAGAUUCCAUCUGUGCCGGAGAAAUGCCUCAAAAUGCCCCUGACCUUCAUCCUCAGAAUCAACCAUCUGAAGUGGGAGGUCAAGAACUUUGAACGACUCUUCGGAUCGAUCUCGAUUUACGACAUGAAGGAGAAGAGAAAAGUGACGGAAAACUUCAACUUCGAAUUUACAGCGGCGGACAAGAUAUUUCCCGUUUUCAAUUUGGAAGAAAACAAAGACGAAUACGUCAUACUGUUGAAGAUCGAAAAGUGCUUCCAAAGUGACCAAUACGAUCCAAUAGAAGCUUAUCAGAAGGAUGUUCCAGAAGCAAAGAGGGAGAAGAUUCGCCUCGCCGCGAAAAACAACGAGUCCUUGCUGAGCCAAUAUCGAAUGCAAUUUGCGUGGACAUUCGUGGCUUUCGCAGGACUGAAGCGGCGGAAGUUCACUCAUCAUUCUUCAGAGAAUCGAAGGAGAAGCAAUGAAAGUGAAACGUAUUCCGUGUUUUCCGACUCGGAUCGAACAAGCAACAGCUCGUUUAGCAUUGAAGAUGAAUCCUCGGGUGCUGGCAGUGAGUUCAUCCCGCCUAAUGGAGCUAUCGAUUUCUCCAUCAAGCAGGUGUACAAGACUGACAACGAAAAGCUCUCCGAUGAGCAGAUUUGCUGGCACAUCGUCGACGUCUGCAAAAACCCACAAAAAUAUAAGCAAAGAACCGUCAACUGCGAGUUUUCCAUCUCGCUCAUGUCCCCCGUCGACCUUCACAAUAUCCGCAGCGACGAUGGUCAAAAACUCAAACCCUGGCGAAACGACAUCCCGCAAACUAUCGGACAAAUGGUUCGCGAAUUCCCAGUAGAAAAUCGAGUGCCAAGACCUCUUGUCACUUAUCGAAACGUCCUCUACAUCUUCCCGACCUCUGUGAACUUUUCAAAUCAUCAACGAGCGCGUAAUAUCGCCGUGCAAAUUGAAAUCAGAAACGAGUUCGAAACUUUGCCGGCGAUUUUUGGCGAAGACGGAAUCAUGAAAUCACACCAUGUCUCGAGCGUCGCCUAUCAUCGCAGCCAUCCGACCUUUCUCGACGAAAUCAAGGUCGAAGUUCCUUCAAAUCUAACUCCUGACCACCAUCUUUACUUUACCUUCUUCCACAUUUCCGUCAAAGAAGGCCGACAACUCCCCGUCGGUUUCAGUUGGCUCCCACUGAUGAAUGCUAAUCAACACCUGAUGAAUCAACAGGCUAAUUUACCCGUCUGCUCUCACCCACCACCAAGUGGCUAUGGAAGAAUCAGCCCCGAUGCAAAUUUGCCCGGCGUCAAAUGGCUUGAAAACAGGAAAUCUCUUUUCAAAGUAAACGUCUUGAUCGAUUCAAACGUCCAUAUUGAAGACAGAAAUGUGCAUUACUUUCUCAAAUGCGUUUUGGCUGCAGAAAAGCUUGAAGCUGAAGACACAUUUACGACCGUUGCGGGGAGGAGAAUGCCAGUCGAGCAGCUUCAUGAAGAUCUUCUGUGCUCAAUUCGAUCGCUAGCGCAAAAUUCUGCUAUGAGCUCGGUCAUUAAACAUUUGCACACAGUUUUCAAUCGAAUAGUCUGGCUCAUCGUAAAUCCACCUUUGACGGAGCGAAUUGUUAUUGCUCAAGCAGCCUUCAACACUCUUGUUUCUCUCGUCUCAAGAAUUCAUGAAGAUCAUUCGUUGAAGAGGGACGCCCAUGGGCGAAAUCGCUAUUUGGAGCAAUACGUUUACUUUGUCCUGCGAGAAGGAAUAAUGGACGAAAGCUCAUACGAUCAAAAUGUCCCAACUUUAGGGCGAAAAGACUGGAUUCGCCACACAAUGAAAUCGAAAAAUACCAGUUCCAAGCCAAGUGGUGCAUCAAUCAACCGCCAUUCCAGCUAUUCCGAAACUUUAGGACUUUCCAGGAUGAAUCCAUCCGCUUCAAAUCCUGAUUUGACCCCGAAGAAAAAAUCGACGAUGAAAACAUCCCCAUCGACGAUGAAUCCUUCUAAAGAUGAGAUAAAACGACCGUUGUUCGAAGAACUCGCUUUUCAAAUGGUCGUUUGCUCGAAUUCCUCGAAGGAAAAAGUGCUUGAAAAUGUCUGGUUCUUUUUGGAAUUCAUCACUAAAUCGGCUACUGAGCAUAAAUUACAGCUCUCCAGCGAGAAGGGUAAAUCGAACACAAUUUCUGAACGCUUUUUCGAUUAUCUGAAAAGCAUCGUGACAUGGAUCACUCAAGAAAUCGCCAAAAGAAGUGGCAAUAGAUUUGAAGAUGCGCGCCGAAUGAACUCUUCGUUCGGAUUCUUUAUCCGAGAUUUAGUCGAAAUUCUCAGCAAGGAACAACUCUUUGACCUGAUCAAACAAUACAACGAUAUAACUAAAGACGUCUCCAGAGGAUCUGUAGGAGACGAUCAGCAGACGCAUUCAAUGAACAUUCUCCGUGCUCGAUUCUUCCGUCUCAUCGUCUUCCACGGAUCGUAUUUUGAACUGAUCGACGAGAAAAAAGCUUCAAUAGAUUAUCUCGGGGAAGAUCCUCUUUCGCAAAUCAUGUCUGAUGUUAUCAAGAUUAUGAGUACCAAGAGUCCUUUGGACGUACAUGGACUAAAUUACAAUUUAUGCUCGCUCAUGAAGAUUCAAUCGGCCAUUGACGCGGAUAAUCGUUACGAUGACAUGAGCGAAGAAAUAGCUCGCCUUUUCCUUCCUUUUGUCAAAUCAACUCUUCACAGGAUACAUUUAUUCACAGACGAUACGAAAGAAAAGCAUCAAUAUAAGAUGCCUGUCACGUCUGCGCAGAUCCUCUUAGUAGUAAAUUUGUGGGUGAUUCGAAAGAUCUGCAACAGCAAAGCGACAUUUCCAUAUUUCAUCAACGCAAUGGACAAAAAAGACCUCAUUCUGUUCAACCAAAUGCUUUUGUCCAUCACGACACUCCUGAAAUAUUCACCUGAAGCCGUUCUUGAUAGGAAACGAAACCCAUCGAAUUCGAAGAAAAACAUCGACCAACUGGAUCUGAUGAAUAAAGGCGCUGGAUCAGCUGUAAAUUUACUGAAGCAGAAAUCAGCGUCGCUAGGAAGAUCUCCUGAUCAGGCUCCUGAAAGUAGUUUCAGAUCGUGGAAACAAAUAAAAACUCGUGGAUUGACAGCCACUUCGGGUUCUGGAAGAGCAUCUGCAUCGUCCAUUUUCGACAUCGAUAAGACGCACCAAGGAAUUAUUCUUGAUCUGGAUAGCUCGACCGAGAUAUUCCAGUCCGUCAUUGACAUUCUCGAACAAAUCUACGAACUGAAAGAAAAAGACGAUGGCGAUUACUGGCACCGUUCCUAUUGCCAAGUCAUGAUUCAUAUCUUGACUUGUGACGGGACAGCUAUCUGUUCAUUGACUCGACUUAUGAAGGUUUUGCGAAAUCAGAUGCCAAAGUUCCUCCCCUGUCUUAUUUACACUCCGUUACUUUCCGCCAUGUGUAUCAAAAUCGCAAAUUUACUGAGCUCUGGCAACUUGGAGGUCUCAAAAUCAGCUCAAUUGACGAUGAUGAAAGUACUUUCCGAUCAUUAUGUCCGAUUUUCAACCCUCUCCUUGCCUGCUUACUGGAUCAACGUCGGAGUUUGUAAUCUUCUCGGGCUGAGAAGGUAUCAGAGCUUUUCUGAACUGAGAACCGUCAAUUGUGGCAAUUUGUAUUUCCAUUUGAAAGAGCUGUCGUCUUUCGGAUACUCGCAAAACGAUUCACCCGAGUUUCGUCAACACUACGUCGAGUUUACUGAAAGAAUCUUGAGUCUGGUAGAAGCUGUCGACAAUUUCAUCGAUUUGAACUCGAAGAACAUCUCUUCAAAUUUCACUUUGAUGCAAAUCGCAGAUUUACUCGCCUAUUGCCCGCUAUCAAGGAUUGAUGCGCUCACUGCUCUAGCCGAGGAACAAAAAGAAACCCAUCCAGUUGAAGCAGGAUUUUGCCACCUUCACAAAGCUGCAAUCAUUUUAGAAAUCAUCCGGUACGCUCCAUCACCGGAUAGUGACAAUCUUCCUAAAUCAGCAGCUCUCUUUUCACGAGAUCUUGGCUUGAGGAGUUUAGAAAGCGAAGCAUUUGUUUCGGACUGGAUCAAUAGAACUCUCGAUUCCGCCGUGACUGAGCCUGCUAAACUCCGCUUGUCGGUCGGUCACGUUACCGCAGUUAUGUUUGCGCAAGAGAGAGAUACAAGAGUUUCACUAGACGGAUUCAAGCAGUCCUUGGAGGCUGCUGCAAAAAGCUUCUCGAAGGGAAAGAUUUCCGAGAUAUCCAUUCGUUGUUACCAGACUCUGUUGAAUCUUCUUUCGGGGGAUGUAAAUUCCAUGAGAAAUGUCACAGAAAAGCUUCUUCAAGCACAGCAAGAAGCAAUCGAACAAGACGAUCGCUACGGUGAUGAACGAUUCGGUUGCUAUUUCAAAGUGCAUUACCGAGGACCGGCCUUUCCUGUCACUCUCGCGAAUAAAGAUUUCAUCAUUCGAGAGCCCAUGGCUUCAAAAUUAUCGGAAGUCUCAGAUCGUGUUCGAAAAUCAGCUUCCGCUCUUAUUGGAGAGGAUGUAGAACUCGUUAUGGAAAGCGUUUCGCCAACUGGAAACAGUAAUUCGGUGCAGGUAACCUUUCUAAAGGUUCAUAGAAGAGAAUGGCAGAAACCAUUCAAGAACUGGCAAGAUUUCGUUAAUUUAACGAAUUUCGUCUACGCAACUCCGUUUACUGCGUCUGGGGAAGCUCAUGGAGAUGUAAAGGUUCAAUACAAACGUAAAACAUUCCUACAAGUCAGAACACGGAUGCCUUACAUUCUUGGACAAGCAGAAGUCAAGAGAAGCUGGACAGAGGAGCUCAAUCCCUUGCAAGUUGCAAAAGAGGAUAUCACCACAAAGACUUUGGCGUUGUAUGACUCGCUUAAAUCUGACGAUACGAGGAUCAUACAACUGCAAUUACAGGGAUCUAUUCAAGCGACGGUCAAUCAGGGCCCUUUGCACCUCGCGAGAGAGCUUCUCGGUCAAAAACCAGUCACCGAACAAGAAAUACUCGACUGGGAAGACCUCCGUGAUGCUUUUAUCGACUUCAUGCAUGUCUGCCGCUGUGCCAUUUCCAGAAACAAAGAACUAAUGAUCAAUUCUCGCUCAGAAUAUCACCUCAACUUAGAACAGAAUUUUGCCCAAAUCCAAAAGGAUAUUCGGCCUCUAUUAUUAACCUAA
Molecule: messenger RNA, 5520 nt
Organism: Oikopleura dioica
Lineage: Eukaryota; Metazoa; Chordata; Appendicularia; Copelata; Oikopleuridae
Source: the annotation of a GenBank genome assembly